This is a messenger RNA of Closterium sp. NIES-67, 3189 nucleotides long. The record is from the annotation of a GenBank genome assembly. Lineage: Eukaryota; Viridiplantae; Streptophyta; Zygnematophyceae; Desmidiales; Closteriaceae.
GGACAGAGAAUUUGCUCCUACGUCUUUAUAUCUGACGGCUCUCCCGUGCAGCCUCAGGCCUCAUUGCUAGUUAUUACCAGGCGGGAUGCGAGGCAAGCAUGGCCAUGCUAUCGAGUACCCGCCUGUUGGCUCAAUCUAGCGACCAUCGCACUGAUGGUAGUCCCGCCUUCUCGGUUUCGCAUUACCGUCACCGUUUCGACACAUUCCUCCUCGUCCUGUCGUUGUCGCUGCUCGUUACCGCAUCUUUAGCGCAAAACACCGGCGAAUGCGCUGAAAUUAGAACCGAAAGCAGCGGCUCUGGUUCCCGUACUUGCGCUGCUAGUGCUGAGGCGCCAGCCGAAGGAUCCGAGGCCUAUUCCAAUCUAGAGACUUCUGAAAAUGGAACUGAUGCUUAUUCCGGUGAAUCCGCGGACGGUAGAGGGUAUAGAAAGAUCGGGAGCGUCGAGCAUGACGUGGCAGGGUCGGAGCGUGCCAUGGUGGAGGACAUGCUGACGUGGAUGGGACUGGAUUGGACGCGGGAUUCGGAGGGAUCUGAGUAUGGCAUUAUCGUUGGCGGUAGUAUCGAGGUGGACUUCUCCACUCGCAGUGUGCACGAAGCCACCACGGAUGACGUCACGCGUGACGUCACGGGCCAUGGCUCUUCAGGCAGUCCCGAGGGUGGCGCAGGCGCGUGGAAGCCAAACGACACCCGGGCGGAUAUCGGUUUCAAGGCAGCUCGCAGAUUAGCAGAGGGCGAGGUGCUGCUGAAGGUUCCACGAAGGUUCCACAUCGUGGCCAACUGGAUUGCGCUGAACGAGUCAGAGCGUCACCUGCUGCCGUACGACAUGCCUCUGCCAGUGCCGCACGGCUGGGACACAUAUACCGUCCUGGCAGCAUGGCUGUUGCGGGAGAGGGCCAAGGGGGCGCUCUCCCCCUGGUCGCGCUUCCUGCGCUCCCUGCCUGCCUACGUGCCGCUGCCCGCCCUCUUUCCAUCUGGCCUCAUAGAGGAGUUUGAGUACCAACCCAUAGUGGACCAGGCCACUCGCCUCAAGCAGGCAUACACCGACCUGUACGAUCGCUGCAGCCCUGCUGCCAUCGCGAACGCGUCGCGCUCCGAGUUCUAUUGGGCGCUCGCUAUAGUCACAUCGCGUUGCUUCACCUACUCCCCCGCCAUGCCUGACAGCGAGAGUGGGGUUUCCAGUGGAGACUCUGCUGGUGGGGCAGAGCAGCGGGAGAGUGGAACCGAGGGGGGAUUAGAUGGAGCAGCAGCAACAGCAGCAGUUGCAAAAGAGGAAGCUGUUGCAGGAGGGGAAGCCGAGACUGGUCGAGUUGACAGCAGCAGCAGCCGCAGCAGCAGAGGGGAGGAGUGGUUUGCCACGUCAGCAGCCAUGCUUCCGUUCGCUGACCUGUUUAACCAUGAUAGUUACCCCAACCUGGGGUGGGAGCUCUCUGGCGACUGGUUCGUCUUCACAACCUAUCAGGCCAUCGAGCGGGGCGAGCCCCUGAGCAUAUCGUACGGCGCCAAGCCGACAAUCGAUGUGGUCCUGGAGUAUGGCUUCGUGCCGUCCUACAACCCCUAUGACAGUGUUAUGAUGUUCCCAAGCCCCGCCCAGCUGGUGGCCUUGGCAGUGCAACAGACCAUUCCCUCACCGCCACGCCCUGCUGCUGCUCCCCCCUCUGUUAUCGCAGCAGAGGUAGUAGCAGGAGAGGGGAAGAGAGAAGGAGGAGGGGAGAGAGAAGGGAGGAGGGAUGCACAGGAGGAGAAACAGCAGGCAUCUCCAUCAGGGGGGUACCACCAGGGGCGGGCAGGCGGGGAGGGGAGUGGUGCACUGAGGGUUGCAGCACGGGACGAGAGCGCGAAGCAGCAGCUGGUGGUGUGGGCAGGAGGGCAUGGCAGCCCUGAGAUGCUGGCCAUGGCGGCUGCGGUGUGGCAGUGGGAGGUCACUGGGCGAGAGUUGGAUCCAGAGCGGUUAGCAAAGGCGGCCAUGCAACUGAGUGAGCCCAUCUUGGAUAUAGGCACUCCCGUUGCUGCUGCUGCUGCUGCUGAUGAUGAUGAUGAUGAUGAUGCUGACGCUGGUGAUGCUGGUUCUGAUGCUGGGGAGACAGAGGGAGCAGAGGCAGAAUCAGACAUUGCUGAGGGAGAGGCAGCGGAUGCUGAAACAACUUCAGCUGAUGACGUAGCAGCGCCGGAUGACCUGACAGCGGAGGCAGCUGCCACGUGGCAGGCGCUAGCCCUGUCCACAUCAGCGGACAUCUCAGCAGCCCUGUCAGCAGCAGCGUGCAUCCUGCAGCAGCGGGUGAGACGAAUGGUCGGUGUGGGUCUCAGUGAGGACGAAAAGAAGGCAGCGGGGUCUUUCUCAACGGACUACUAUGAGGAUGAGGACAGGCUCAGGGGGCUAGUGGCGUGUCGAGGCGGGCGGUACAGGAGCGCUGCUGAGAUCAUUGCUGAGAGCAACGGGGUAAGGAGCAGCGAGGGACAAGGGCAGGGAGAGGGACAAGGGGAGGGGCGAGGGGAGGGGCAGGAGGCGCAGGGAGUGGAGCAGGUGGGGUUUCCUCCUGCAGCGGUGAAGGAUGGGUCGCUGUGUUCAAUUGAAGUGAUGCGGUGGGUGCAUGAGCGUGAGAUGGUGCUGCGGUUUCGCAUGGUGAAGAAAUCCAUUCUGGGUGAGGCGGAUACCAGGAUGAGCGUGUGGUGUGGAAAGGGACAUGCCGUUGCCAGCCAAUGACAGGAUACUCACAUGCAGCAGUGAUAGCAUGCUACCAUGGAGCGGUGGGUGCAUGAGCGCGAGAUGGUGCUGCGGUUCCCCAUUCUGGGUUAGGCGGAUACCACGAUGGGCGUGUGGUGUUGCACUGGCCGCAAGGGGCAUGUGAGCCAAUGAUGCUGUUGGGAAGGAAUUAAUAAAAAACGAAGGAACAUGCUAUGGUGUUGGAGAGAGGGAUGCACCAGCUUAUUGUUGUGAUAUAAUUCGUACUUAGCAUUUAUGUAAGUCGAUUAUAGAUAGUGUCGAAUCCUACUGUAGAAGAGUCUAUAGGAUGACGUCAGCAAAUAGCGCUCGUCAUGAGGACAGUCGUUUCAGUCACUCGAACAGUCGCAUCUCAUCAUUAUCAUUUAGGGCGCAUGGCACGAUAGUGACGAACAGGUACAUUAGCGAACAGGUACUUUCCUAGAACUAAAAAACAUUGUUAUGCUUUUUUCAUAUUAACUUUGAUUAC